AUGACGAUUGGGGAAAACGACAAUGCUAAAGGCCCCGAACCCGGCCAGAAAACCGCCUUGGUCACGGGUGCUGGCAUCGGUGGCAUCGGCGGCUCUCUUGCUACAGAACUUCACUCUGCCGGCUUCUUCGUCAUUUGCGCCGUGCGCCGUCCCUCGACCGCCACCGACCUCCUCCUACCGGGUAUGGUUGCCGUCGAGCUGGACGUGACCUCGAGCGACUCCGUCACCGCAGCCGUCAAGCGAGUCUCGUCUAUAACAAACGACCGACUCGACGUCCUCGUCAACAACGCCGGCUCGGCAACACAUCGCCCAGCAUUGGACCUCGAUGUCGACGGCGUCGUGGCCGCCAUGUUCGACGUCAAUGUCCUAGGGGCCAUGAGAACGGUCAAAGCUUGCGCAGACCUGCUCAUCAACGCCAAGGGGUGCGUCGUCAACAUUGGCAGCAUUGCGCCGAUUAUGCCUCUGGGGUACUCGUCUGCGUAUAAUGCCAGCAAGGCUGCGCUGCACGCAUAUGGGGAUUCUCUUCGCAUGGAACUGAAGCCCCUGGGUGUCGAUGUCCUCACCGUCAUAACCGGUGGCGUGAAGAGCAACAUUGUCCGCGAAGAAAGUCCCUCUCUGCCCGAAAACUCGCGAUACAAACCCGUGGAACAGUUCUGGCGUAAACGAGUUACCCAGUCUCAGGAAGGGGCUAUGGACACGGACAAGUAUGCGCGCGCAGUUGUCAGCAUGAUACAGAAAAAGAACAAGCCUAUUUGGUUUUGGCAGGGCGGCUUCUCUUCUCUGGCGUGGUUCCUACACUAUUUCAUUCCGAGGAGCAUGAGAUUGUACAUUAUGGCGAGAAACUUUGGCAUGCAUCUAUUAUAA
This is a messenger RNA of Ustilaginoidea virens, 864 nucleotides long. RefSeq lists its product as uncharacterized. Lineage: Eukaryota; Fungi; Ascomycota; Sordariomycetes; Hypocreales; Clavicipitaceae. Gene Ontology annotation, cellular component: lipid droplet; endoplasmic reticulum. Bases 1 to 864 code for a protein of 287 amino acids. The record is from RefSeq and is a predicted model, not a curated record. Gene Ontology annotation, molecular function: triacylglycerol lipase activity; acylglycerone-phosphate reductase (NADP+) activity. Gene Ontology annotation, biological process: triglyceride catabolic process; phosphatidic acid biosynthetic process. The transcript has 3 exons.